CACUUCAUUUGACUGUUACCUCACAGUGUAGCUUGUCUUUCUUUACCCUUGACAGCAACUUUAAUGUAGACUGUCUCAGCGGGGGUUGUAGGUGUUACAGAGACACUUCUGAGUAAUAAUUACGUAGUAAAGAAGAUGGCUUUUCUGUUCUGCGAUGCCUUUUGGGGUACUGACUUUACUGACCAGUCAGGAUAUGAGGCGAUAUUGCAGAGGUUACAGGAUGGCAGACACAUGUGCAAAGAUGUAGAAGAACUGUUGAAAAUGAGAGCACUAGCGGAGGAGAAGUACGGACGAGACCUGGUGGCAAUUGCUCGGAAGGCAGAAGGUCAAACCGAGAUUGGAACAUUAAAGGCAUCGUUUGACAAGUUAAAAGCAGAAAUUGAGAAGACUGGAAACCUGCACAUCCAUCUAUCUGAAAGGAUAAAGGAGGAAGUUCAGAAAAUAGAGGCAUUUCGAGAGCACCAGAGGGAACAGAGAAAAAAGCUUGAAGAGAUUAUUGAAAAACUUCAGAAGCCUAAAAUGCUGUUGCACAAGAAGACCAUCGAGUCAAAACGGUUAUAUGAGCAGAGGUGUAAGGAGGCAGAAGAGGCUGAGCAAGCAGUGGGGAAGAAGACAAAUGUGACCACCUCCAUCCACCGGCAAUCAGAAAAGGUGAUGAACAGAGCCCGAUUAUGCAGGCAGGCAGCCAACCUGGCAGAAAAGCAGUACAAAACGAAUGUCGAUCAAUUUGAGAAAACUUGCCAGGACUGGGAGCGCACAUACAGGAGUGCAUGUGAGGUGUUUCAGCAACAGGAGUCUGAGCGCAUUAAUAUCUUGCGCUGUGUGUUAUGGGAUCAUUGCAAUCUGCUGUCCAUGCAGUGUGUCCAGGAUGAUGACUGCUAUGAGGAAGUAAGAAAGCUUUUAGAGCAGUGUGACAUCAUCACUGACAACAACUGCUUCAUUAAAAUGAAAAAGACGGCCUGUCGUCCUCCAGCUCCCAUUGAGUUUCAGAGUUACUCUGACGUGGACGCUAAUGGAGGAGUCAGGAGGCUUGAAACGAAAAGAUUAUCUGUCAUUCUUCCAGGGAUGUCUUUCAGUGGGUAUCCUGAAGCAGGCAGUAAUUCGGCUGGAACGUACACAUCAGCUCAACAAACAGGAGGAGUAACUGAGAAGCACAUGGUGUUAUAUGAUUUUAAAGCUCAGGAAGAUGAUGAACUGUCUGUCAGUAAAGGACAAGUUGUCACAAUCACUGAGCAAGGCGAGGAUGGGUGGUGGAGAGCAUGGAGGGAUGGAAUAUCCGGGCUGGUCCCUGGAACGUACUUGACCAAAAUUUCACCACAGAGUUACAGUACACGUCUUGCUGCUGCUCAUCCUGAACAUAAUCCCAUCAAAUAGAAUUUAGUAGUCAUUACACUAAGUCUGUGAAUUAGUUCAGCAUGCAAAUUGAUGUAGAGUGAUUAUAUCAGUGUACUAGCAGUACAUCAUAUUAGCUGUAUGAAAGAUAUUAGCUUUCUCGA
Messenger RNA from Sinocyclocheilus anshuiensis, 1496 nucleotides. RefSeq names its product proline-serine-threonine phosphatase interacting protein 1b (gene pstpip1b). Gene Ontology annotation, biological process: actin filament polymerization. Bases 136 to 1374 code for a protein of 412 amino acids. Gene Ontology annotation, molecular function: actin filament binding. The transcript is spliced from 15 exons. NCBI's taxonomy places the organism in Eukaryota, Metazoa, Chordata, Actinopteri, Cypriniformes, Cyprinidae. The record is from RefSeq and is a predicted model, not a curated record. Gene Ontology annotation, cellular component: cytoplasm; plasma membrane; actin filament.